AUGAAAAAUCUGAAACCUGAAGAUAAUUAUAGUAACAGUUUAGAUAGAGAAUUAAGAGCAGAGUAAAAUGAAGACUUUGAACAAUAGUACUUGGAAUAUUGUCUUAAGGAAUCAAGACCUAGUAGUGUUUUUCAAAAUGGCAUGUUCUCAUUAAGUAGAACUGAUAAAACUCCUGAUAUAACAUAUACACCUAAACCUGAAUAAGAUUUUCUCUAAAAUGAUGCAAUUUCAUUAUCUGAGAUGUAGACAUAAAUCAAUAGAUCAUCAAAAGAUACAGGUUCAAGUCUUAUGACUUUUUUUUUUAUACGGAGGUUCUUAGAAAAAGUUGGAUAAAAAAGACGAUAAUUGGAGACCUUAAAUUAUUGUAUUUUAAAUUUAAUUAGUGAUAAAGCAUCUGAAAAGUAUCGUUUACAAUAUACAUAGUUCAAAUGUGAUUGCUUAUGCCAAGUAGUUUAAGCGUAAAGAACUUUCUUUUAUAUCAGUAUAAAGAAUAUUGACUAAAUAAAUUAUUAAAAAACGAGUAUUUGAGGAAUUGAAGGAAACUCUUCAAUAAAUAAAAACAUAAUUUUUUAAGUACUUAUUGUUGAUAAUCUCCUGCAUACCAUUAAUUCAACCAGAAAGUAUGUUUAAGAUGUAUUGGGACUUUUUUGUUACAUUUAUUAGAGGAAUAUUAGUAUUUUUAGUACCCCUAGAAAUUUCAUUUAAUUCAAAAAUUUUAGUAUCUGAAGAUAGGAUAUUUUCAACUCUAAUGUUUAUAAUAUUAUAAUUAGAUUAUAUUGUUAAUAUAAAUACAAUUACAUAUAAAACAGGCAAAGCCAUAGUAGAUCGUUGGGAAAUAAUCAAAUUAUAAACAAAUAGAUCUAUUUUAAUUGAUCAAUGCAUAACUUUUAUUUUGAUAAUCAAUAACUAUUUACCUUCAGGAGAUUAUGAUUUAAUUUUGAUUCUCCUUUUAAGUUAAUUAAAAUAUGUCUAUGAAUCCUUUUUAAAAGUAGAUUAAAUCUCAUAUCUCACUAGACCUUAAAGAGGCAGAAUAGGUCUGAUAAAGUUUUUAGUAUCUUUAAUAUACAUAGCUCAUUUAUUCAGUUGCAUAUGGUUUUGGUUUAGUAGUAUAGAUGACGAGGAUUCUUGGAUUAUCUCCAAAAGAUUAGGAAAUCUUAGAUGGUCAUCUUAAUAUUUGGAAGCAUUUUAUUUUGCAAUAGUUACAAUGUUAACAAUUGGAUAUGGAGACAAUGUUCCUUAAAAUUAAAUAGAGAAAAUUGUUACUAUAAUUUUUAUUUUGUGUGCUUGUUUAUGGUUUUCUUAUAGUGUUAAUUUUAUUGGGGGCAUAAUUGAUGAUAUUACUUAAAAUUAAGUAGAGAGAAAUAAAAAGAUGAGAGUGAUAAACAAAUAUAUGAGAGAACGUGAGAUUCCUUUUGCUUUAUAAUAUUAGUAUAUGAAAUCAUUAAUUAAAUUAUAGAAUCAAAGAAUAUUUGACAUAUAGAUGGAAAGAAGAUGAUGAAGUAGAUUUGGAAAUGGAAUAAACAUUAUUGGGCUAAUUGUCAGAUGAAUUAAAAGAAGAAUUAGAUAAAUAAGCAUAUAAAAUAUUUAUAUUGAAAUGUGAAUUUUUAUAGAAAUAUUUCAGUGCUGAAUUUCGUAAUGCUCUUUUUAAAUCAAUCAAAAGAAAAAUUAUACCACCUUAAAAUACAUUUUCUAUUGAAUUUAAUGGAGAAUAUAAUUUAUGUUAUAUUGAAUAAGGAAUACUAUUAUAUUAACAUUAAGAUGGAAAACAAAGAUCUAAGAUUAAUUCUCAUAUAAGUCAUGGAAGAUUUAUAUGUGUCAAAGAGUUUUUAUUACAUAGUUAAGAUAGAGAAUUAUUUAAAGCUGCUGGAUAUGUUAGUUUAUUAAUGUUAUCAAAAUCAGAUUUUUUGGAAACUUUGAAAGAUUUUCCAGAAGAUUUCUAAAAAUACUGUUAAUUAAGAGAUUAAUUAAUUCUCAAUUUAGAUUAAUAACUUAUAAAAGAAGGUUAAUUUUGUCCUGUCUGUAAUAAAACUGAUCAUCAAUUAAAUCAAUGUCCUUAAGUGUAAUUGAUUCCAAAUAAAGAAUUAGUACUUAAAAGACAUGCUUAUAAUAUAAUAUAAGAGAGAAGAUAUCAUAAACGAAGAAUUAUUGAGAAACCAAUAAUGACAAGAGCAGAAAUGUUAUUUGUUUAAGAAUGUGCUAGGAUAUUUGCUUUAGAUAAUCCUUAACUUAUAUAAAAUUAAUAAAAAUGUCAACAUAUUAUUGAGUAAGAACCUGAACCAAAUAUAAUUUUACUAGGCAAUGAAGAUUAAUAUCCUUCUGUUAAAGUAUUUCCUGUAUCUGAAGAAUUUCUUGUUACUUCCAGUCAUCAGAGAGCAGUGAAAUGCAUUGAUUUAGAAGUUUAAUCUGAUGUUAGAAUAGAAAAAUAAAGUAAAUUUACUUAAAAGUAUAAUUAAAAAAGAAUUUAUAAAGUAGGAUCUAUUUAUGAUCAUAAAUUUUUAAGAUAGAAUACAAAGAGUCCAUCAUUAUUAUCUAAUUUAAAUGAACCAUCAAUUGAAUCUUAUCCAAAUGAGGCAAUUACCAAUAAUGAAGUUGAUGAAUAUAGAAAUCAAAUUAAGGAUUUUGAAUAAAUGCAUGCAGAAAACAUUAAAAUAAUUUAUAAUUAGAUGUAAAAGUUUAUUGAUGAUCCAUAACUUGUUAAACAAAUAAAGGAAAUAACAUAUCUUUAUAUUCAAUUAUAUAAUGAAUCUGAAUAAAAUUUAGAUUAAAUUUAUAACUAUGAUUAUUAUUUUCCUUCGCAUAAUAUCACUUAAAUAAUAGAGUAGAUAAAUAAAAAUAAAUAAAGUUGGCAACAAUUAAUUUUAAAUAGAUUUUAAUUGUAUAUGUUUUAUCCAUUUUAAUUUAUACUUAAAUUUUUGAAAUAUAAAAGAACUAAAGCAUAUGUUUCAAUAAUAAACAAAUUUGAAACCAUAUAAAGAGUUAGACAUAAAAUGAUGCUUUUAAGAGUAACAAAAAGUCAACUUAAAAGAAAUAAAGUACUCCCAGAAGUAUAAAUAAAAAAUAAUAAAUUGUAAAAAAAAUAAUGA
Molecule: messenger RNA, 3083 nt
Organism: Paramecium pentaurelia
Lineage: Eukaryota; Ciliophora; Oligohymenophorea; Peniculida; Parameciidae
Source: the annotation of a GenBank genome assembly